Molecule: messenger RNA, 1376 nt
Organism: Psylliodes chrysocephalus
Lineage: Eukaryota; Metazoa; Arthropoda; Insecta; Coleoptera; Chrysomelidae
Source: the annotation of a GenBank genome assembly
AUGGUUGUUGUACCCGAAAAAAGCAAAUCUGCCGAAUCUGCUCCCAAAGAUGACUCUUGUGAAGUAACUUGUCGGUCAGAAAGAGAUUCAAGUAGCGAUGAAGAAGCGACGGACAAAAACGAUACAACCACCGAAUUUGAAAAAAGAAAUAUAGCCUAUUUUCAAGCUGUCGAUUUAACAAGUAAAUCUUGCGUUUAUUGCAGUGUGAGCUACAGUACGAAAACGGAAUUAAAAAAUCACAUGUUUGUGAAGCAUAAAUUAAAACCGAUGAAAAUCCGACGAAAGAAAACUGAAAUUGAUGGUUCCUUUGUUUGUUCGGAAUGCAAGAGGGGAUUUACAAGAAAGUUCGAUAUGCAGAGGCAUAUUUUAAAAACGCACCCUAACUGUAAGUCUCCCUUCGAACCGUCAAGUAGACAAAAAAACGUCGAAUUAUUAAAUAAGCAUAAAGUUGUGGACAAUGGUGUGAUCUACUACAAAUGCGACUUCUGUGAAGUGAAAUCAGUGAAAAGUUCUUCUUUUAUGGAUCAUUAUAAUAUUCAUUUGGAUCAAAAAUCGCAUUGUUGCCACCUAUGCGGGAAAAAGUUCCGUCGUAAUUCCCACGUAAACCGCCAUAUAAACAUCGUACAUUACGGUUACAAAAAUUUUUCGUGCGAAUAUUGUCAAGAAACGUUUUCAAGUAAAUUUGCAAAAGAAGAACACCUAAAUAUUCAUACUAAUAAUAGGCCCUAUAUGUGCGAUCUUUGUGGCAAAUCGUUUAAACAGUCUGCAUCUUUGUAUGUUCAUAAAAUGUACCAUAAUCAACUAUACCGUUAUACUUGUAAUGUCUGUGAUAAAAAAUUUAAACGGAGUGGGGAACUGAAGAAACAUCAAACAGUACAUAGUGGUAAAAGGGACUAUGAUUGUGACGUCUGUCAAAAAUCGUUUAAAUUGAGGCAGGAUUUAAAAAGACAUACAAAAAUUCACGCUAUUUUAGUAUAGUAAAAAGCUUAUUUAAUGUAUUUUAUUCCCGAUCAUAUACACUGCUGACGAGAUCAGACCUUUGUUCCUUCUUUACUUGUACUGGAGUGAGUAAAAAAAAUUAUGAAAUCAAUAGAGAAACAUACAAACUUUAUUAACUUAUCAUCCAUAUAUUCCAUAUGCUCUAAUAAAGUGUCUCAACGUGUGCUCAGCGGAGGGGCCCCGCAAAACCUGUAUCCGCCAAAAAAAUAGUCUUAAUAUUCCCGGGGUCCGGCAGCUUUAGCUGAGGACGGUUUAUUUUGUUUAUGUUUUUAGAAGUUCGCAACGGUUGUUCUUUUUUAUAGAUAUCACUAAGAAAGGAUCAAAGGAUCCGAUUUUUGCUUGAAGACCUGUUUUUUGAAAUGUCAAGGGUUGCAAAG